Messenger RNA from Mauremys reevesii (Reeves's turtle), 3966 nucleotides. RefSeq names its product adhesion G protein-coupled receptor E5 (gene ADGRE5). Gene Ontology annotation, biological process: cell surface receptor signaling pathway; adenylate cyclase-activating G protein-coupled receptor signaling pathway. NCBI's taxonomy places the organism in Eukaryota, Metazoa, Chordata, Testudines, Geoemydidae. The coding region runs from base 73 to 3387 and encodes 1104 amino acids. Gene Ontology annotation, molecular function: G protein-coupled receptor activity; calcium ion binding. The record is from RefSeq and is a predicted model, not a curated record. The transcript is spliced from 26 exons. Gene Ontology annotation, cellular component: membrane.
CCUGGCUCGGGGGCGCUGCCCUCUGGCUGCAGCUCGGUGCGCGCCGCUCGCUGGACUCCCUCGCCCCGCAGCAUGGACCCGGCUCGCCGCCUGCUGCCCCUCGGGCUCUGCAUCGCCCUGUGCCUGUGGGGCACCGUGGCCCAGAAUCAUGGCGUACAAGCUGUUCCCGCCCCUGCAGGUACCACUGGGGACUGCAACAACCAUCUGUGCCCAGCAAACGCCAAAUGUGUGAACAGCACCCACUGCACCUGCCUGAAUGGAUACCAGCCACAUGGGAAUCGCUUCUUCACCGACCCAACAGAGACCUGUGACGAUAUUAACGAGUGUCUGGGGCCGAGCCCGCCAGACUGCGGAGGUAACACAAACUGCACCAACGUGCCUGGCAGUUAUUACUGCACCUGCAUCGAUGGCUACGAGCCCAGCUCCGGGAAAGCCAACUUCACGCAUGCGAGUGAGAACAGCUGCCGGGAUAUUAACGAGUGUCUGGGGCCGAGCCCGCCAGACUGCGGAGGUAACACAAACUGCACCAACGUGCCUGGCAGUUAUUACUGCACCUGCAUCGAUGGCUACGAGCCCAGCUCCGGGAAAGCCAACUUCACGCAUGCGAGUGAGAACAGCUGCCGGGACAUUGACGAGUGCCAGCGAAACGCCACAAUCUGUGAGCCCCACGGGAACUGCAUCAACAUGCCAGGGACUUACAUGUGUAAAUGCAGUUGGGGAUUUGGGAAGAGUCAAAAGGAUAUGGCUAAGAUCUGCACAGACAUCGACGAGUGCAACAAGACCCCAGAUAUCUGUGGCCCCAACGCCACGUGUAUCAACACCAUCGGGAGCUACUGGUGUGAGUGCCGGGCCGGCUACGUCCCCUCCAACAGGAACACGACCCUGUGCCAAGACAUUGACGAGUGCCAGCAAAACGCCACAAUCUGUGAGCCCCACGGGAACUGCAUCAACAUGCCAGGGACUUACAUGUGUAAAUGCAGUUGGGGAUUUGGGAAGAGUCAAAAGGAUAUGGCUAAGAUCUGCACAGACAUCGACGAGUGCAACAAGACCCCAGAUAUCUGUGGCCCCAACGCCACGUGUAUCAACACCAUCGGGAGCUACUGGUGUGAGUGCCGGGCCAGCUACGUCCCCUCCAACAGGAACACGACCCUGUGCCAAGACAUUGACGAGUGCCAGCAAAACGCCACAAUCUGUGAGCCCCACGGGAACUGCAUCAACACGCCAGGGACUUACAUGUGUAAAUGCAGUUGGGGAUUUGGGAAGAGUCAAGAGGAUAUGGCUAAGAUCUGCACAGACAUCGACGAGUGCAACAAGACCCCAGAUAUCUGUGGCCCCAACGCCACGUGUAUCAACACCAUCGGGAGCUACUGGUGUGAGUGCCGGGCCGGCUACGUCCCCUCCAACAGGAACACGACCCUGUGCCAAGACAUUGACGAGUGCCAGCAAAACGCCACAAUCUGUGAGCCCCACGGGAACUGCAUCAACAUGCCAGGGACUUACAUGUGUAAAUGCAGUUGGGGAUUUGGGAAGAGUCAAAAGAUCUGCACAGACAUCGACGAGUGCAAAAAGACCCCAGCUGUCUGUGGCCCCAAUGCCACAUGUAUCAACACCAUCAGGAGCUACUGGUGUGAGUGCCAGGCCGGCUACGUCCCCUCCAACAGGAACACGACCCUGUGCCAAGAGCUCACCUGCCCCCCGCUGCUGGGUGAUGACAGCUCUGCCGGAGCCAAGAACGUCCUCGGCAGCUUCCUGGCGCGGGUGGGACAUCACUGCAAGGUGAUGCUGGAGGAGCUGAAGCAGAUGAAAUCACAGAACACUGAGGGGAAGCUGCAGGGCUUCUUGGACAUUCUGGAGAAGCAGAUAAAUCUGGUCGGGCAGCAGAGCGAGAGCGUAGAGUGGAGACACCGGAUCGCGACGGAGCUGAUGGCCCUAGUGGAGAAGCUGCUGAGAACGCUGGGUCGGACUGUGCGUGAUAGGAUCAGCAUCGCAUCCCCCAACGGCACAGAGCUGGGGCUGGCGGUCAGGCAGGCUGGGAACCAGAGCCAGGAGACCGUGACGCUGCAGCAGAGCAAGACGCAGAUGGAAUUAAAGUGGGCCGGAGCCCCAGGGCAGAAAAAUGAAGGCUUCACGCUGGCCGGGCUGCUGACAUACCAGGGGAUGAGCCCCAUCCUGGACGGUGCUGGGUGGGUGGAAGCACCCGAGUGGGACAAGAUCGGCCAGACGGGGAAGCGGGCACAGAAGCCGGGGCGGCUCAGCUACCGUGUGCUGUCUCCGGUGGUGUCGGCCUUCAUCAGUGACCCGAACCCCCAGGCACUCGGCCUCUCUGUCAGCAUCCGCUUCAGCCACCCGGUGCCGAAGAAGAAGACCGACCUGCGCCUCCUCUGCGCCUACUGGGAGCCUGACAGCAGGCGCUGGGCCACCGACGGCUGCACCCUGCAGAAGUUGAACGCCACCAUCACCCGCUGCCAGUGCAACCACCUGACCAGCUUCGCCGUGCUCAUGGCCUUCUACGAGCUGGAGGACUGGACCCUGGACGUCAUCACCAAGGUGGGGCUGGUGAUCUCGCUGCUGUGCCUGCUGCUGGCCAUCGUCACCUUCCUCUUCUGCCGCGCCCUCAAGGGCCCCCGCACCACCAUCCACCUGCACCUCUGCCUGGCGCUCUUCAUCGCCUACACCGUCUUCCUCACCGGCACCUCCAGCACCGGCAACAAGGUGGUGUGCCGCGUGGUGGCCGGGCUCCUGCACUAUUUCUUCCUGGCCGCCUUCUGCUGGAUGUGCCUGGAGGGCGCCGAGCUCUACCUGCUGGUGGUUCAGGUCUUCACCCCCCACGGCCUCAGGCGCCGCUACAUGUUCCUGCUGGGCUACGGCGUGCCGGCCCUCAUCGUGGGCAUCUCGGCCGCCACCUACAGCGAGGGCUACGGCACGGCGCGCCACUGCUGGCUCUCGCUGGAGAAGCAAUUCAUUUGGAGCUUCCUGGGGCCCGUCUGCAUCAUCAUCUUGGUCAACGCCGUGAUCUUCGUGGUCACCGUCUGGAAGCUGUCGCUGAAAUUUGCUGACAUCAACCCUGACAUGAGCCAGCUGAAGAAGCUCAGGGUGCUCACCAUCACGGCCAUCGCCCAGCUCUGCGUCCUGGGCACCACCUGGAUCUUCGGCAUGUUCCAGUUCAACCAGCGCAGCCUGGUCGCCUCCUACAUCUUCACCAUCCUCAACAGCCUGCAGGGGCUCUUCAUCUUCCUGCUGCACUGUCUGCUCAAGAAACAGGUGAGGGACGAGUACCGCAGGUGGCUGAGCUGCGGCAGCCUCAGGAGAGCGGCCAAGUCCUCCGAGUUCUCCAGCUUGACCACCACACGGCAGGGGCUCCAGCCGACGCAGGAGUCAGGGUUGUAGCUCUCUUGGCUCAGCCCAUUUCUGGACACCGCAGCUUUGCACAUGAGAAAACCCGGCCCCCUGCCCCUGGCCUGGCCCUGCCCAUGAGCAGAGACCCACCACGCACCUGGACUCGCCGCAUGCAGAUGCAUCAACAGUUGCCCAGUGGAACCUGCCAGGCAGCAGGGGGGCACCGUUACGCUGCCCAGCCGCCCCCACCUGCUGGGCACUCACCAGCCCCAGGCCUGCGCACUGCCAGCAUCACCAGCAAUAGCAACAGGCAGCAGGGCAGCCGCUCAGCUCCGACACGAUGUACUCUGGCCACAGGGGGCGCCUUUCCCUUCGGUACGAACGGGUCCUUGGCCCUGCCUGCGGUACGAUGCUGGGCCGGGCUGAGCACGGGCAGUGGAGAUUAACCCACCCCCCAGAGGACCCCGCCCUCCACCCAGGGCCUGCAGCAUCAGCCACCGCCCUUGGCUUCGAUGACGGUACGACACGGCCUGAGCUGAAGGAGGCAAGCGGCCCCAGCCCGCGGCGGCCCCCAGGGCUUGGCUGUCUGUGUCUCACUGGUGACUUUUUUUUUAAAAUUAUCUUUUUAAA